GCACCGGAUCCCGCUGACCCCUCCCCUCCUACUCCCCUGCGUCCGCUCGUCGUCUCCCCGCUCCAAACCCUAACUCCAAUCCGGAACAGCCAAAACAAUUCGCGAAAAUCGCGCAGAAUUUCGCUCCAGACUACUGCUUGGUCCCUCCUCUGGGCAGUGAUGCAAUGAUGCACAUGCUGGUGGCCCCGGACGGGGGCGGAGUGGAGCUUCAGCCGUACGGCGCUCCGCCGGUGGAGCAGGAGCUGGAGCUCCUCCGCGACAACGCCGACGACGGCCUCGAAGGCCACGUGCGGUGUUUGCGGUGCGGGAUAUCUGGCAAUGCGACGCCCCAUAUGCGGCGUGGUCCUGAUGGACCAAGAACUCUUUGCAAUGCGUGCGGCAUUGCUUACAGGAAGGGCAAAAUGAGAAGAAUGAUAGAAGCUGAGCCUCCCAUAGAUGAGGCUGCACUCGCAAAGCUUGUUCCGGAAGUUGGCAUGGAAUUUGAGAGUGAGGAAAAGGCAUACGAAUUCUACAACAAAUAUGCUGGGCAUAUUGGCUUUAGUGUUAGAAAAAGUACAUCACAUAAAUCUUCUGAAAAUAUUACCAAAGUAAGAACUUUUGUGUGCUCAAGAGAAGGCUACAACAGGGAUAAAAAAUCACUGGAAGCAAAGAAGCCAAGAUUGGAUACACGAAUUGGUUGCCCAGCGAGAUUGAUUAUUAAAGUCACACCAGAGUGUAAGUAUAGAGUAACUGAUUUCAAAGCAGAACACAAUCAUCAGCUGGCCCCUCCUUCGACGAUGCAUAUGUUAAGGUCACAGAGGAUAUUGACAGAACUUCAGUCUGGAGAAGCAGAAUUAUCAGAUGAUUCGGUAGUGACACCAACAACAAAAGCAACUGGUGAUCUUGUUGUUAGACAAGUCAGUUUCCUUCGGAGUAUCUCUCUCCUUCCAGCUGAUUACAAGAAUUAUCUCCGUUCUAAGCGAACGAAGACUAUGCAACCUGGUGAUGGUGGAGCAAUAUUGAAAUAUCUGCAGACAAUGCAAAUGGAUAACCCCUCUUUCUUUUACACCAUGCAGAUUGAUGAGGAUGACAAGCUGACCAACUUCUUUUGGGCAGACCCAAAAUCAAGAGAUGACUUCAACUACUUUGGCGAUGUACUCUGCUUAGACACAACAUACAAAAUAAAUGGAUAUGGUAGGCCACUUGCAUUGUUCCUUGGUGUGAAUCAUCAUAAACAAACAAUUAUUUUUGGUGCAGCUUUGCUUUAUGAUGAAUCAUUUGAAUCAUACAAGUGGCUUUUUGAGAGCUUUAAGAUCGCUAUGCAUGGGAAACAGCCUGCUGUAGCUUUAGUAGAUCAAUCUAUUCCAUUGAGUAGUGCAAUGGCAGCAGCCUGGCCAAAUACCACACAACGAAUUUGUGCUUGGCAUGUAUUUCAGAAUUCUCUUAAGCACCUCAACCAUGUCGUCCAAGGUUCAAAGACAUUUGCGAAGGACUUUAGCAAAUGUGUCUUUGGCUAUGAAGAUGGAGAUGAAUUCUUGUUUGCAUGGAGAAGUAUGCUGGAAAAGUAUGAUCUUAGACAUAACGAAUGGCUGUCUAAAGUGUUUGAUGAGAAGGAGCAAUGGGCCUUGGCAUAUGAUAGGCAUAUAUUUUCUGCUGACAUCAUAAGUGCACUUCAAGCCGAGAGUUUCAGUAGUAUUUUGAAGAAGUUCUUGAGUCCUCAACUGGACCUACUGUCCUUCUUCAAGCACUAUGAAAGAGCAGUGGAUGAGCAUCGCUAUGCUGAGCUGCAAGCUGACUUCCAAGCUAGUCAGAGCUAUCCAAGAAUACCUCCAGCCAAGAUGCUAAAGCAAACUGCUCAUACAUAUACACCAGUGGUGUUUGAGAUCUUUCGUAAAGAGUUUGAGCUAUUCAUGGACUCUGUGUUAUUCAGUUGUGGGGAGGCUGGGACAACAUCUGAGUACAAGGUUGCUUCAUCUGAGAAACCCAAGGAACACUUUGUUCGAUUUGAUUCAAGUGAUCGCUCCUGUGUGUGCACUUGUAGGAAGUUUGAGUUUAUGGGCAUCCCAUGUUGUCACAUGUUGAAGGUGCUGGAUUACAGAAAUAUUAAAGAGCUACCUCAAAAAUAUUUGCUGAAGCGAUGGAGGAGGACGGCCAAAUCUGCAAAUGAAGACAAUGAAGGCAAUGCAUCAAAUGCUAAUGGGUCAUCAUUGAAUGCCCCUGCUCCUGCUGCAAAUCACCAUGGGCUUCAAAGCUUCAGUGCAAUGAUUCAAGACACUUCUGUUUCUAGUAUGCCUUAGAGUUCAUUUCACAGGAGCUUUUGAUAUAGGUUUAAACACCAACGAUGACUCCACAUGCACCUUGCAACAUCAUUGGCCACUGAAGCAGUGGAUGGGCUGCCUUGAAGUGCCCCUGAAUAAGUCUCCAACAUGUACAUUAUUCAGCUGUAGGAAAUUCAGUUGCUAAGGCACCGAUCCUUAGUGUAGAGUAGAUUGUAAUUUUAAAAAAUAAUGCUUGUAUUGCUCUGGAAAUAAUUCAGGAAAUUUUGUGCAUACUGUAAGCUCCCCCUAUUCAUGGUAGCCCAUCCAUCAUGAGUAAAAAUGUGAUUCAGGGCUUCAGGCACAGGCAGUUCAA
Messenger RNA from Panicum hallii, 2610 nucleotides. Its product is annotated as protein FAR1-RELATED SEQUENCE 5-like. NCBI's taxonomy places the organism in Eukaryota, Viridiplantae, Streptophyta, Magnoliopsida, Poales, Poaceae. The coding region runs from base 165 to 2276 and encodes 703 amino acids. The record is from RefSeq and is a predicted model, not a curated record. Gene Ontology annotation, biological process: regulation of DNA-templated transcription. The transcript has 6 exons. Gene Ontology annotation, molecular function: sequence-specific DNA binding; zinc ion binding.